This is a messenger RNA of Echinostoma caproni, 219 nucleotides long. The record is from the annotation of a GenBank genome assembly. Lineage: Eukaryota; Metazoa; Platyhelminthes; Trematoda; Plagiorchiida; Echinostomatidae.
AUGUCUGACUCCCAACAAUCACGCCUUCGUCACUUAGUCCUUGAAUGUUCCAAGGCAAAGGGUGGUAUCAAAAUGACUCCUGUGAGUCUCGAAGUGACCGGUUCACCGGUGUUUAUGAAACGUCGAAUCAUCCCACUUGGACUUCGUGAUCCCGUAGAAAAGGCGUUAAGUGAAAUGGCAAGCAAGGAAGUUCUGACACCCGUAAACUCUUCGUCUUGA